Messenger RNA from Coregonus clupeaformis (lake whitefish), 5359 nucleotides. RefSeq names its product gamma-aminobutyric acid receptor subunit beta-1-like. Gene Ontology annotation, molecular function: GABA-A receptor activity; neurotransmitter receptor activity; extracellular ligand-gated monoatomic ion channel activity. Gene Ontology annotation, biological process: chemical synaptic transmission; nervous system process; signal transduction. The record is from RefSeq and is a predicted model, not a curated record. The coding region runs from base 871 to 2331 and encodes 486 amino acids. Gene Ontology annotation, cellular component: membrane; GABA-A receptor complex; neuron projection. The transcript is spliced from 9 exons. NCBI's taxonomy places the organism in Eukaryota, Metazoa, Chordata, Actinopteri, Salmoniformes, Salmonidae.
GACCGUUUUGUCAUUUGAUGCUGGCCAAAUCACCCAUUCUCACUACACCAAUGAUUUAACUUGACAUAAUCAUGUGGUCUAGCACAUUGUGACCAGAUAAAAUGCACAUUAGUUUAAUUUGGCAAAUUAGUCAGAAGUCUGUCAAUAUCAUCACUAGAAAUAGAAGAACAUUUAUUCUUAUACAUCCUGUAGCAUAGGCCUAUAGCAUGUCAUGCAGCUGCAAGGGCCAUUGCAGCUCCAAUAGCGCAUCCUUCUCUCAUUAAUUAAUUAUUGGUGCGUUGCGAUUCUUAAUGCGUUUUCUGGGUUUUAAUUUAUUUUUUUAACUUGGGCUCUAGCCCGUGACGAGUGGCGAAUGGAAUCCGCUACGAGGGAGCUCGGGCGUACAGGUACACCUCAGAAAAUGCGCAGCUCCUCAGACGUGCUUGUUUUGCACGAUGCCCCACAUAGGGCUGACUAAAGGUGAACGGAGAGCCGCGUUCAUUGCUUAUUAUUUUAAGAUCUUCAGCCGACCAACACAGGGAUACCUGCAUGAUGCAAAUGUGCUCCGGACACUGCUGUGUCUGCUGAAAUGCUCGAAUUAGCCGGAGGUGAUGGGAUCUGCCUAGCAUAUUGAUACGGUUCAGCUACUGCAUGCAUCCCGGCGACCUCUUCUUGUGCCAGCAUCGACAGCUCAGGUGAAGCGCGAAUACCGUUUUUCUAUCAUAGUCGCCGAAUUUUUAACGAAAUAGCAUGUUUUUUGUGCAAGUACAGUUUGAAUGUUGGUAAAACGACGCGCAUGCGUUGGUCUUGGAAUAAUUGUGCAGCCUGUGACAAAGUUGCAUUCCUCAAAUCUUCGCUCAAAGUCAUCUAUCUCUCUGAUCAAAGUUAGUGAUGUGUACGGCUUUGGACCGCGGACGCUGGGGGAUUUUUUGUAUUUUCCUAAUGGUCGCCAUGGUCUGCGGCGCUCAAAGCGCCAACGAGCCUAGCAACAUGUCAUUUGUGAAAGCGACCGUGGACAAACUGCUAAAGGGGUAUGACAUUCGUCUGAGGCCUGAUUUUGGAGGUGCCCCUGUGGACGUUGGAAUGAGCAUAGAUAUCGCAAGUAUCGACAUGGUUUCUGAAGUCAACAUGGAUUACACCAUCACCAUGUACUUCCAGCAGUCCUGGAGGGACAAGCGCUUGUCCUACACAGGGAUUCCCCUCAACCUGACGCUGGACAACAGGGUGGCAGACUCGCUCUGGGUCCCUGACACCUACUUCAUCAAUGAUAAGAAAUCCUUUGUGCACGGGGUCACAGUGAAGAACAGAAUGAUCCGACUGCAUCCUGACGGAACUGUACUCUACGGCCUCAGGAUCACCACUACGGCAGCUUGCAUGAUGGACUUGCGUAGAUACCCUCUGGACGAGCAGAACUGCACCCUGGAGAUCGAGAGCUAUGGGUACACCACUGAUGACAUCGAGUUCUACUGGAAAGGUGAUAAUUCAGUGACUGGGGUGGAGAACAUCGAACUUCCCCAAUUCUCUAUUAUAGACUACCACAUCCAAUCCACAAAAGCAGUGUUUGCUACAGGCUCCUACCCGAGGCUCUCUCUGAGUUUUAAGCUGAAGAGGAACAUUGGCUACUUCAUCCUACAGACCUACAUGCCCUCCACCCUGAUCACCAUCCUAUCCUGGGUCUCCUUCUGGAUCAACUAUGACGCGUCUGCGGCCAGAGUCGCUUUAGGUAUAACCACUGUGCUGACCAUGACCACCAUCAACACCCACUUGAGAGAGACUUUACCCAAAAUCCCCUAUGUCAAGGCUAUUGACAUCUACCUGAUGGGCUGCUUCGUGUUUGUCUUCCUGGCCCUGCUGGAGUACGCGUUUGUCAACUACAUCUUCUUCGGUCGGGGGCCUCACUUGCAGAAAAAGGUGGCAGAGAAAGCAGCUAAAACCAAUAACGAAAACAAGAGCCGUCUGGAGAGUAACAAAGUGCAGGUGGACGCCCACGGCAACAUCCUCCUGACCAAUCUAGAGAUCCGUAACGAGAUGGGUGGGAUGGGUGGCAUGGCCGGGAUGACCGGGGCCGAGAUGAUAGGGGCUCUCAAUGACCCGCGGGCCACCAUGUUCUCCUAUGACAGCGCCAGCAUACAGUACCGCAAGCCCAUGGCCAGCCGAGAUCUGUAUGGUCGACCGGCCCUCGACCGGCCCGUCGGCCACAAGAAGAGUCGUUUGAGGAGGAGGGCGUCGCAGCUCAAAGUCAAGAUCCCCGACCUGACGGACGUCAACGCCAUAGACAAGUGGUCCCGCGUCAUCUUCCCCAUCGCCUUCACCUUCUUCAACCUGGUCUACUGGAUGUACUAUGUCCACUAGGGGGCGUGGCUAUUCUCACUAGAGGUUUGUUUAGCUAGCUAGGUUCUUGUACAGCGAGGGUAAAAGAAAGGGGCGUUCAGCCCCCUGUUUAUAUGACUUCUGUUUGAGGAAUGCGAGGCGAAGCGGAUGUCUUUUCAAUGUAAAUACAUUUUAAUAUAUUAUAUAAAUAUAUAUAUAUAAAAAAUAUAAAUAUAAUUUAAUAAAUUCUCUCACCUUUUUGCUGUAUUCAUCCGUAAAAAGUAGAAAUAGUGAAAAUUAGUACAGAAUUAAAGACUCGGUGAAGCCUGCAUUUCUAAGUCUGAACUUUAUGCCAAAAAUAGACUUUGGUGACUUCAUUGUUACUGAUAGGCUGCAAUGGAAUUUUAUUUAUUGGAAAUCCUGUUCUCACCUUAUUUCCUCUCACCCUCUGCAUGCGAACUGUAACACAACUUUUAUUUGCUUCUAAAGAGAAAAAAAGCCCAGUGCAAAAACCAUGGGUAAUAACAAAGACAAUUUUCUCUUGGUUAAACCCUAUCUUGUGAUUGAAGUAAAUCCUUGCUUGUUUAAACUUCAUUCUGUGGUUUAGGAAGUCCUUGUUUGGUUGAACUCCAGCUCUGUGAAUAAGGUAGUCCUCAUUUUGUUUAACUCCAUGCUAUGACUAAGUUCAUCCUCAAUGAAGUAUUAACUCUCCAUACCAUGAUUAAGGCAGUUCUCAUUGAGUCCCCACCUUGUGACUAAGGCGGUAUUCAGCGAGUUGAAGAACAUGCUACCUUGCAUGUUCUUAAUGUGUGACAUGAUUUUGUUGGUUUAUGCUAGGUGCAUGUGCGCUUACCUGCUUUUUGCACUGUAAAACAAAGCCUGUUUUCUUUCCUUUGUAUAAAAAGCUUAGCAAAGCCUCCAUAGUUGAGCCUACCUGUAUUAUAAUCAUUCUACUGUGUGCUUUUGAACAACAAGCAUUGCAUUUACCGUAAGUACAGGACAGAACUGAAUUGGAAAUAGACUAAUCUCAAAAAACGAAAUUUGUUCAAAUUUGUAUCUAUUCUCACAGCGUCUGUGAGCAUGUAAAAUGUAAUUUUCUUUAAAAGAAAUCAGGUAAAGAAUGACUUAUGAUGUCACCACGCUUUCGAAACCACAUCAAAACAUGCAAGCCCUGAUAAUACAUGCUGUAGAUGGUUGAGCCAAGUGCAGCCAAUACAACAUUUUUUCAAUUACACAGUACUGUAUAGCAUAUUUGCACACCGUAUAUUAGCCUAUAGUGCAGCUCAGCUAUUCAAAACGUUAUUUGUUAAAUGGCAAACACUUGCAGUAGAUAUACUAACGUUAACAUUAUACUAAAUUCCACUCAUAAACACCUUGGCCCCUGUGAAAACUGUUCCAGCAUCAGAAAAACUGGCAUAGAAUAACAAUAGGUUUUCUACACCUAUAAGAUUUGCCAUGAAAAUCCAUUGACCUCGUUGCUUUGGUGCAUAAAAAAAACAGGAGCGAUGGUCGGGGGUUAUUUGGAUUUCAAUGGAUUUCUUGACUUCCCUGUUAUUAUACUCAAGACUGAUGAUCAAUUGUAUGAACCUGAACACUUCCCUGUAAUUCCCACUUGUUUCAUUGCUGGUUUCAUUGCUAUUGUAGAAAAAGCUGUGCCAGAAUGGCUACUAUAUUAGUUCAACAAAACAAAUCGGAUACGUAGCUAUAGCCUAGUUGUAAAGGUGUAAUUUGGUAGCAUUAAAGGGCAGCAAUUAGUGCCACAAUAGGUGCAUUUAGUAAGCUUAUACAAGUAGGCUAUGUGGUUUAAAUUAAAUGAGCGUAGGUUGGACUCCUUUGUAUUACAUCCUUUGUAACCUUACAAUUUGGAUGAUGGGGAAAAAAACCUAAACUUGCGACGUAGCAUUCUAUGUGAUUCUAACUUUUAUUGACACACUGAUAACAUCCUGCAGUGCUCUGUGUUUGGCAGGCCACGCCACAUCCAAAUCUAGCCAGUCCAUGUCUACAGUCCUCAGAUGAUGACAUUUUGCUCACAUUUGGAACUAAAAUAACAUAUCUAAAAAAAUAAAAUUCCAUGGCUAAAAUGGUUUUGCUCAUGACUAUUGCUUUGCUUAGCUAUCAAAAUGGCCAGUGACUACUUUGAUGUAACUACUUUAUUAUUAUAAUAGCGGGUGGAUUCCAAGUAGACAUCUGAACUGCUUGUGUUAUCAGGGCUUACCAAAACAAAGCAAAACCAGAUAGGCUUCUACAUGACACAAUAAGUAGCAGUGUGCUCUCUCCUCAUGGCUGAAUAUUGUGCCUUUAACAAGAAUCUCAAUAUUUUCACAGGGUUUAACUUAACUUAUAACUAGUGUGUAGAAUUUAAAACUAAUAAACUUGUACUUUUUUUAGAGAAGAUUAAGAAAUGAAACUGCGGUCAACAACACAGACUGACUUUUAUGACGCUCUAAAUACAUACUCAAAGUAGAUAGUAGUCAGACAUUCCAGCAUUUAUGAUGACAAUCUGUGAAUUCAAUGCAGAAAAUGUCCUGCAAGUUUGGUUUUGUUGCUGUUACUGUCAUUGUUUUCAGGUGGAAUGGAAUUCUAUGGUCUGGUGAAAAAUAAAAUCUUCUUUCCACUCAGCAAAGACUCUCACAUAACAGAUGGGACACAUGUUUUCUUUGGACGGCUUUAGUGAAAUGGAAGCCUUAACAACUGGCUUCCCUCAAGCUUCCAAGGGAUAAUGAAAUGUACUGAACUCUAUUGUGUGAAAUUACUGUACAAUUUUUUCUCUCGUGCUCUAUAUGUGCUCUCAUGUAUAAAGGAGUGUGUGUGUGUGUGUGUGUGUGUGUGUGUGUGUGUGUGUGUGUGUGAGUUUGAGUGUCCUGGCGUGUUUGUCAGCAAGCAUGUGUGUUUUUCUGCUUGGUAACGUGUACAAGCAAGCAUGUGCGACCGGGAAUGUGUGUGUGGGUGUUUGUGUAAGAGAGAACACAUAAUCAUACAAAUCCUUUGUUUGAGAUUGUAAGGAAUUCAAAUAAAAUAACUGACAUCUCACCAACCCAAUAAAAGCUUCACUCUCAUUUAACAAUACUAA